UAACCGUCACUUGAACAAGAGUGGGAAGGCGGAUCCUCUGCAGUUGCAGUUCUGUAAAUCCCCCAUUGUCUACUUUGACCUGUCAUUCUCUGAGAGGCCGAAAGGAAUGUUGUUGCUGAUUUGGGGAGGUUACAUUGGCGGCUUCAUUUUGCACCCAGGAAGCUCCUCCAACAAAAUCAAAGAACAAAUAAAUUUGAAAAAUGGAAAAGAAAAAUCAGACUUUGCCUCUGUUUCAUUUGCCAAUAAGAACAAAAUGAAAGAGAAGCCAAAAAUACAGGUAAUUUAGCACUUUUGAAGAGGAUUAGUAACUUGGGGUUUCUAAAUUUGUGGUUAUAAGUAAUAAAAGAGAAAGUAAAGAAGAGAAUAAAAUUCUUGAAAUGGAACGUCAAAGUGAAGGAACAUGCAUAAAGAAAGGGCCAUGGACUGCUGAAGAAGAUGAAGUCUUAAUGAACUACGUGAAAAAGUAUGGUCCAAGAGGCUGGAGCUCCAUUCGAUCCAUGGGACUUUUACCCAGAACUGGAAAAUCUUGUCGUCUUAGAUGGGUUAACAAGCUUAGACCCAACUUGAAGACUGGAUGCAAAUUUUCAGCAGAGGAAGAGAUGGUGAUAGAAUUGCAGGCACAGUUUGGCAACAAGUCGAAGAUUUCGAGGUAUUUGCCAGGAAGAACAGAUAAUGACGUGAAGAAUUUCUGGAGUGCUAGACGAAAGCGGUUGGAGAGAAUUUUGCAAACGCCUACAUCAAUUUCACACAAGAACAAAGGGAAGGAUCCUGUUCUCCAUGAAAUGCCAAUGGUGGAGGUCCCGCCUUCCAACUUCAUUCCAGUAGAGCUGGGGUCAUCAUCUCACCAUGAUCAGGCUAAACGUCCAUCCUUUUCAGGAAAUCGAAGAUUCAGGAUGGUGCCGCUACCUGAUCUGGUUCAGCCAGACUUCCCAAACUUGGAAACAGGCCUUCCCAUACUUGACAUUGCAAUCAUUCAGAUGAUACCAUCCAUUGAGCCCUCUGCAAACUACCCUGUUUCUCUACUACCGCAACUACAACUGGACCUCCCAAGCUUGCCACAAUGCCAGGACCUUGCCCCAGAACCCAAUGGUCUCAACUUUGAGGGCAUGUUCGAGCAUCAGGGUUCUGAAUCUGACAGUAAACCAAAAUGGUUCGCCAGUUUUCCAUCAACUGGAAUAAACAACAAUGCUCAAAUUGGGAAGAAGGAAGACAGAAGAAACCCUGCAAUCCCGGAUGGCUUCUUUGAUGAAUUUCCAUCUGACAUGUUUGACUACCUCGAUCCUCUUCCGAACUCAUCAGAGUGGUAAUCGUAUGCGGUGGAGCAGUUGUGCUUCUAUUUUCAGUUCUAACCCAUGGGACUUUCCUACUAUAUAUACAACCCAUUCUUGA
Molecule: messenger RNA, 1389 nt
Organism: Theobroma umbraticum
Lineage: Eukaryota; Viridiplantae; Streptophyta; Magnoliopsida; Malvales; Malvaceae
Source: RefSeq, a predicted model, not a curated record